UGAGGAGAGAAGAGAAGAGCUCUCGCAAGGAGAGAGAAACGCUCGUAGGACGUAAGGAUGCUCGCCGUUCAGCCUUCCCGAGCUUCGGUUCGCCAGCGAUGUAACUCGCAACUCUGAUGGAACUCUGCUUCUGCCUGUGGAUCUCGUUACUUGCCAACAACUCGACGACGACGUACUGAUUUGGCACUACAAAUGAAAUGUGAUAGAGAGCAUCGCGAAGUUAAUUAUAUCAUGAUUGAAUGUGGUCGCUGGCAUAUUUCUGGCAUACCGUAAGAUGCAUUGGUGCACGAGAUUCCUGAUAGACAGAUCUCGGAAAGACGCAAACACAGAGUAUAGUUCGAGCUUUGUUCACUGCCAUAAUGAAGUUCAAACACUGAUAACCGAGUGCCAGAAACGUGGAAAUCGUUACGUCAAACUCUCACGGAUAUAAAAAUAAAAAACAAGAGGGCAGAGUGACUUAUGUAUUUUACGAUUAACUAAUUAAGAAACUCGCUAUAGACAAAGUGUGCAUAAGUGCGUGUAUAUAAGUACAAAAACAAAUAAUUUUCUUGAAACAUCGUAAAUUAUUAAUGGGGUUUUGUAUGAAUAGGCAUCGCAGCAGGCAGAACUGAUUUCAUUAUGCGUGGAAAACAAAUUGAAUACCCAGCGGAGCUUUAUUGCACCAUUUAUGAUAAAUGUAACGUUGGAAGAUUGAAUAGUAAUGGCAGAAUAAUAGAGGAAACUAUUUGUAAAAUAACUGAAGAUAACAUAUAGUGUUAAGCACACACACACACACACACACACAUAUACAUACAUACACAUACACACACACGUUACACGCCACAAAGUGUAUUUCGAUUAUGGUACCGUAUUCUACUUAUUUUGUUACGUUACAUUAGAAGAACUAUGAAAAAUCAUGUGAAUUUGAUUGAAACAGACGAACUGGCAAUAAUACUGAGAAAUGAACUAAAGUUUAGUUCGGAACAGUGGAAACGGCCUGUCAACAUGUUAGCACGAGAAGACUAUCCGUUUCAUUAUUACCUGCAUUUAAGCAGAGUGAUGAGAAAAGCAUCAAUUAAAAUAUGAAUAUGAAAAGAAAUAUAUAUAGUAAGACUUCUUAGGGGUCAUGCCCCCUGGGGCAAACGGUGGAACAGAGGGCCUGGGCCCAUCCUGUUCUGAAAUACAUAACAGCCAAGAUCAUGCCGUAGCUAAACUCACACCUCCUCUUACAUUUGUUCAGCAAUGCUACAGGCACCUUAAGAGUUCCGGUGUUGGCGAGGCGAGUGUGUAUCAUGCGUUGGUUGUUAUAUUUUUGGAAUUCUUUGCAUGGGGAUUGUUAACCAUGCCUAUUAUUUCGGUACUGAACGAAACGUUUCCGGAUCACACGUUCCUGAUGAAUGGCUUAAUAAUGGGAAUUAAAGGAAUCCUGUCUUUUCUCUCCGCGCCGCUGAUUGGCGCACUUUCCGACGUGUGGGGUCGAAAAUUCUUUCUACUUAUUACGGUGGCCUUCACGUGCGCGCCAAUCCCCCUAAUGAGCAUCAACACAUGGUGGUUUUUUGCCAUGAUCUCCAUCAGUGGCGUAUUUGCUUGUACAUUCUCAGUGGUGUUUGCGUAUGUCGCUGAUGUCACGGAAGAAAAUCAAAGAUCGCUGGCAUAUGGUUUGGUAUCGGCAACCUUUGCUGCAAGCAUGGUGAUAAGUCCAGCUUUGGGUGCUUAUACUAUGACAACAUAUGGAGAAAAUCUUGCCGUAGCAUUAGCAACUGCUAUUGCAGUCUUGGAUGUGUUUUUCAUACUAGUGGCUGUACCUGAAAGUUUGCCUGAAAAAGCACGUCCACCAGCACCUAUAUCAUGGGAGCAGGCUGAUCCGUUUGCAGCUCUCGGAAAGGUUGGAAAAGAUCAUACUAUUUUAAUGCUGUGUGUUACCGUGUUCUUGAGCUAUCUUCCUGAAGCGGGACAGUAUAGUUGUAUAUUUGUUUACUUAAAACUGGCUAUGGGCUUUUCCGCUUUUAUGGUGGCUGUAUUUAUCGCUGUGGUGGGCAUUCUGAGCGUAGGAGCGCAGCUCGUCUUAGGACCCUUGAUGAGAACGCUCGGCAGCAAGCACACCAUAAUGCUCGGUCUGUUAUUCGAGAUGUUACAGCUCAUGUGGUAUGGAUUCGGCUCACAAACCUGGAUGAUGUGGGCCGCUGGAGUGCUUGCUUCGGUGUCGAGCAUCACGUACCCAGCGAUCUCUGCAUUCGUGUCCAUGCAUUCUGACGCCGACAAGCAAGGAUUAGUACAAGGUAUGGUAACAGGGAUGCGCGGUCUCUGCAAUGGACUCGGUCCUGCAAUGUUCGGUGUCAUAUUCUACCUUUUCCACGUUGAUCUUAACGACGAUACGCCCAAUCUUCCCUUAAAACCAUCCUUCGUGGACGAGAACAACAGGACGGGAACUAGUACGCACCUUGACAUAAUGCCUCAGGUACAUACAUUUUAUUUACAGCUUGUGCCAGGACCGCCGUUUGUGUUUGGCGCGUUACUUGUGAUUUGUGCGCUAUUAGUAGCCGCGUUUAUCCCCGAAUCAAAUACGAUGUCAACAGGAUCGUUGCAUCAUCCAUCCACUUCCCGGAGGCCCUCCGGUUUAUCCUUGGAUGUUCAGUAUGAGCCGGACCGAGCGGGAAGCGGAAGAGGGAAGAUCGGUCCGCUAUCACCACUAGUCGACAAUUGUAAUUCUGCGGCGCUAUAGUGUUUAUUGGGAAAGUAAAACGAGCCAUAGCACAUGAUGAGAGAAUACGCUAACUAAAAGAUUUUGGCUUUAAUCAGAGGAAGAGACCGUCGUUACGAAGUGCACCUGAAACUCGAAGGAAACUGUAAUAGAGAGAAAGAGAGAGAGAGAGAAAGAGAUGUCUAUAUUGUAUUAUACUAUUUGUUUAAGGCAGUAACUAAGCUUGAUUUUAGGAGUAUCGAUGGAACUUAAUGUUUAGGUUGUGACAAAUUUCGACAAGCAGUGCUUGUGCGAUAAAAUACGUGGGUUGAUCUCAAAGACAAGUGUAAUCACGUGACAAGCAUGUUCCGUUACGAAAGACGAAACGUUAUGAUAAAUUAGCUCUUCCUUUUCAAGAUUCUUGCGCCGAUUACUAAAUCAAAUGAAAAGCGACAGUUCUCACGCCAAGUAUCAGCGACCUCCUAAUUUUUUCUGUAAUUUGCCAACACGACACGGCGCGAUACAAAAACGGCACGUCAAUGAAAGUUAUAAUCAGUAUUUUACUAGAUUUAAUCGUUUACUCUGAUGUCGUCUCCUCUUCUUUCAUUUCUGUAUUACCACUUUCUACAUCAAGUGCUAACAUGUAAAUCGCAAUCUAUUUUUGCAUCUCGCAUACAUUCGUAGCACUAGAGAAAUAGCGUUUACACAUUCCUUUGUAAGCAUAAUUUUCGCACACGAGGGAGGGGGAAAAAAAACAACAUUAAGAUAAUUGAAAAGAAUGAACAUUCUUUGAAAUUGUACUUUUCCGUUUUGUAUAGAAAGUCAUCGAUAUAGUAAUUAUACUUACUGUUAUUGCACAUCACCCCGAUAUAAUUUUAGCUGAUUUACAUAACUUAGCUAAUUAUGUAUCCCGCGUCUCUCUUUGCACAAACUAUUUAUUUCAAUAGAUAGAAACUGCGAAAUAUAACGAGAAAGGCCUCAAUACACUCAGAGCAGGUUAUAUUAAGUGAUAGUUCGUCACGCAUUCAAAAAAACAGUGGUAGACGUCACUACUAUGGGUAAUAAAACUGUAUUAUUAAUCAUUAAUUGAAAACUUGAUAGUACUUUUAAAUUGUGUGUUACAAUGGGAUUAAUGUUAAACAAGAAAAAGAGUUCUAUGAUAGAGAAAAUAGGGCCUGUACAUAUUUUGCUUCUGUUUUACAGAAAUAUCAAAAUAAGAAAAAACAAUUCGAAAUAACAUCCAAUUUAAUCAUUUGAUCAACAUUAAUUAACGGAUCAAUAUUAAUUUGCAUCGUUAUCAAGGAUAACGCGAAAAAAUUGAAUGUUUUUACAGAAUAAUCUGUAGUGAAGAAUCGUAACUUUUCUUACUAUUCUGACUUGAAUUAUUCUGAAUCUUGUUACGCUUUUCAAAUUCACUCGUCUCCAUUAAAGCCAAAGAGUGAUUAAUGACAAGUUAGUCGAAACGAUUUUAACUAACGACAAAUUAGUUGAGAAAUAAAUCUAUUAAAUCUAUUAUGUAUAGAGGCUCGCAUAUAAUGUGCAAUACAUCCCUAUGGCGUAGGACUCCUUUGAUAACCUUUAUGUUCUGUGGACUUUUAUAUUUGCACACUCUGUCCUGGUGAUUUAAUAUACAUUAGUUAGUCGGAAACUACAUUAGUUAUCUAAUUAAUUUUCCGAGUGAUAUUAACGCGAUUUUUGUCGACAAUAGAAAAAAAAAGAAAUGUGUACUUUACUCAUAUUUAAUUGUAAUUUUCUGUUUACUGUAUACCUGUUAGAAAACGGAGGUAAUUUAAAUAUUAGAAUUGAAAGUUUCAGUCGAUAUGAUAAAAGUACGUGACUUAUGAUCUUUGUGAAAUAUAUCAAAAUUACGUGCGUUUUCUAGAAUCUAUAGCCGUCAGUAAAGUAUUACAAGAAAGAAGUAGAAACUAUGGACAGGUGUAAACAAUGCCAUUGCAGUUCUGUAGUUUCAGUUCGUAUUUCCUUAGAAUUACAGACUCGCUCCCACCGCUGGGGCAAAAUAUACACGAUUGUAUCAUAAAUACAAAACUGAAACAGGAAGAUUAUAUAAUAUUAAGGAUGAAUAAAACUUAGAGUAAGUCUUGACUCUGUCACGGGUUAAGUAAUUGUAUAAUGUAUAAUGUACGAUGAAUGCAUUAAUAAAAAGUGAUUAUUUUUA
This is a messenger RNA of Ooceraea biroi (clonal raider ant), 4835 nucleotides long. RefSeq names its product hippocampus abundant transcript 1 protein. Gene Ontology annotation, cellular component: membrane. The record is from RefSeq and is a predicted model, not a curated record. NCBI's taxonomy places the organism in Eukaryota, Metazoa, Arthropoda, Insecta, Hymenoptera, Formicidae. Gene Ontology annotation, biological process: transmembrane transport. Gene Ontology annotation, molecular function: transmembrane transporter activity.